GCCGCCGCCGCCGCCGCGUCGCUCCCGGGGGCGGGCUGGCUGGUGGACGGGCGGGAAGAUGCUGAGCAGGUUGAUGAGCGGCAGCAGCAGGAACCUGGACCGCGAGUACAGCUGCACCGUGCGGCUCCUGGACGACAGCGAGUACACCUGUACCAUCCAGAGAGAUGCCAAGGGCCAGUACCUGUUUGACCUUCUUUGCCACCACUUGAACUUACUUGAAAAAGACUAUUUUGGAAUCCGUUUUGUGGACCCUGAUAAGCAGAGGCACUGGUUGGAGUUUACAAAAUCUGUGGUGAAGCAGUUGAGAUCCCAGCCUCCAUUCACCAUGUGUUUCCGAGUGAAGUUUUACCCCGCAGACCCAGCUGCACUGAGAGAGGAAAUAACUAGGUAUUUAGUUUUUCUGCAGAUCAAAAGAGAUCUCUACCAUGGCCGCCUCCUCUGUAAGACAUCGGAUGCUGCUUUGCUGGCAGCCUAUAUACUUCAAGCUGAGAUCGGGGAUUAUGACCCCGGGAAGCAUCCAGAGGGCUACAGCUCCAAGUUCCAGUUUUUCCCUAAACACUCAGAGAAGCUGGAAAGGAAAAUUGCUGAGAUCCACAAGACUGAACUCAGUGGUCAGACACCAGCCACAUCAGAGUUAAAUUUUUUGAGAAAAGCUCAGACUUUGGAAACCUAUGGAGUUGAUCCUCACCCGUGCAAGGAUGUAUCAGGGAAUGCUGCAUUUCUGGCCUUCACUCCCUUUGGGUUUGUGGUUCUGCAAGGCAACAAGAGAGUUCACUUCAUUAAAUGGAAUGAGGUGACUAAGCUGAAAUUUGAAGGAAAGACUUUCUAUUUAUAUGUAAGUCAGAAAGAGGAAAAGAAAAUUGUUCUUACAUAUUUUGCUCCAACACCAGAAGCCUGCAAACAUCUCUGGAAAUGCGGAAUAGAAAACCAAGCCUUCUACAAAUUGGAGAAAUCAAGCCAAGUUCGCACCGUAUCCAGCAGUAAUUUAUUCUUCAAAGGGAGCCGGUUCCGAUACAGUGGCCGAGUGGCAAAGGAAGUGAUGGAAUCUAGUGCCAAGAUUAAAAGGGAGCCACCAGAAAUACACCGGGCCGGAAUGGUUCCCAGCCGGAGCUGUCCUUCCAUCACCCAUGGACCAAGAUUGAGCAGCGUCCCCAGGACCCGCCGAAGAGCUGUUCACAUCUCCAUCAUGGAAGGUCUGGAGUCCCUCCGGGACAGCGCGCACUCCACGCCCGUGCGCUCCACGUCCCACAGCGACACCUUCCUGCCCCACGCGCGCAGCGGCCGGGCCGACAGCAGCGAGCGGGUGGCGGUGAUAGCGGACGAGGCCUACAGCCCGGCGGACAGCGUGCUGCCCACGCCCGUGGCGGAGCACAGCCUGGAGCUGAUGCUGCUCUCGAGGCAGAUCAACGGCGCCCCCUGCAGCAUCGAAGAGGAGAAGGAAUCGGAAGCGAGCACCCCGAGCGCGGCGGAAGCGGAGGCCCCGGGGGGCGAGCUGAAGGCCCUGUGUCCGGGGCACGGCGGGCCAGAGGCAGAACAGGUGAAUAAGUUUGUUUUAAGUGUCCUCCGUUUGCUCCUUGUGACUGUGGGACUCCUCUUUGUUUUGCUCCUCCUCCUGAUCGUCCUUACCGAGUCUGACCUUGACAUUGCCUUUUUCCGUGAUAUCCGCCAGACCCCUGAAUUUGAACAGUUCCAUUACCAAUACUUUUAUCCCCUCAGGCGAUGGUUUGCCUGCAAAAUCCGCUCCGUGGUGAGCCUGCUCAUUGACACCUGAGAAGGUAUGACUCCUCCCAUUAACUAGCCAGGUGGACCGAGGAGAUACCUGCUACCGUUCCCAGCAAUGGGACCCAUCGCGGAACCAUCGGCACAUAUAAGUCCUCCUCUCAUGACUCCAAAGUACACUGCAGCCUAGGAGGGUUGUUUCCCGGGAGAAGAAAGGAUAGGCCCGAGUCCCGCCUAAAUAAACUGGGGAAACUCGUUUUCUUCCGAAGUCCUUCCAAGAAAGACUCUGCGGUUCUUUUUCAUCUUUCCAAUUUGCAGGAUAAUUUCUGGUUUUGAAUUUUGAUUUUCAUAGAUGUGUAUUAUUUUGAAAGUAUCAAAUAAAAGAAUUUAUUUUAUUAUAAUUAACGAUUAUUCCAUUAGUGUCACCCGGCAGAUGGGACACUAGUCAAGGACUAGCACUGUUGUAUUCUGCAGGAGCCUUUGUCAUGGUGCUACUGAGUGCUAGCGGACUGGCCGUGGCAGCCUCAAAGGAACGUGUUCGGAGUGCAGCCGUUUGCAAAAGGGGGAGUCGCUCGGGCUCCCCUCCCAGACAGAAUGUUUUCAUUAAGUCAUCUGCUUUGAAUAGUUUGGAAAGCUGGUUCAUAUAAUCAAACCCUUUAGCAACUGGUCUGAGUUGGAUUUAUUUUUUUUCCCCCCCCCCCCCCCCCCCCCGAAUCUGAGCAGAGUGUGGGCAUCUGAAGGGGCCACUGAAACAGCAGCAGCAGCAGCAGCAACAGGGGUAGGGUAAGUCUGUUCCCUUAGACUAGAGCUCGGUGCACAUCAGGGUGUAUCUUGUUAUAGGAACUCGGUCAUCUGCGGAUUUUCCCCCCAAGCCUCAAGCCUUUUUCACUGGUCCAGAAGUGUUAAAAGUACUAAGGCAAUUGAAAUUACUGGCCAAGGAUUGCCCAUUCAGGAAUUUCAGGCAAAAGCACAUAGCUAGCAGCAACCAUAGUUUGUUUAUCCGAAAGAUCUUUGAUUCAGUGGUACAUAAUUCGUACCGCCCGAAAAGGACACUUUCACAAUGUAUGAUUUAAGAAGCAAAUGCCAUUUUGUUAAUCAUCUUUUUUUUUUUUUACUUUGUGGAGUGAGCAAAUAGAAUCUGAUUACAAAAUGGUUCAAGGAAGAAAUUGAUCCUGAGGAUGAAAAGCUUCCAGAAAAACAGAAUUUCAACAUCAAUAUCCAUGGAGGAGGCCAGAAGAAUCAGCCGAGGGGAA
This is a messenger RNA of Sarcophilus harrisii (Tasmanian devil), 2972 nucleotides long. RefSeq names its product FERM domain containing 5 (gene FRMD5). NCBI's taxonomy places the organism in Eukaryota, Metazoa, Chordata, Mammalia, Dasyuromorphia, Dasyuridae. Gene Ontology annotation, molecular function: cytoskeletal protein binding. The record is from RefSeq and is a predicted model, not a curated record. Gene Ontology annotation, cellular component: cytoskeleton. The transcript has 14 exons. Bases 59 to 1771 code for a protein of 570 amino acids.